Messenger RNA from Nerophis lumbriciformis (worm pipefish), 5115 nucleotides. It is a transcript of the gene s1pr5a, whose product is annotated as sphingosine-1-phosphate receptor 5a. Gene Ontology annotation, cellular component: membrane. The record is from RefSeq and is a predicted model, not a curated record. NCBI's taxonomy places the organism in Eukaryota, Metazoa, Chordata, Actinopteri, Syngnathiformes, Syngnathidae. Gene Ontology annotation, biological process: G protein-coupled receptor signaling pathway. Gene Ontology annotation, molecular function: sphingosine-1-phosphate receptor activity.
CGUCGCCUUCCUCGUCAUCUUCUUCAUCCUCCGAGAUCACUUCUUCUCACUUUUAACUUCUAUUUAUUUUCUUUUUUAACUGGAUACCUCCUUCCCUCACUGGUGCGUACAACUUCCAGCACAACUGUUGUGGUUUGACGCAUUGGCGCUCAUUUCUGACAAACGGCUGGCUGGCUGGCUGGCUGUCGCCCUCUGGUGGACAAAUAGGGAAUUGAGAACAUGUGAUUUCAGCAAACCACAGGAAAUCCUUUGACUUCCAAGGAAACCAAGUUGGACUUUUCUUUUUUAAACCUCCAGCCCAACAAAGAGGAAGGAAUGCAUGAGCCCACAUCUGAGGACCUCAUUUUCUGAGCAUCGAAAAAAAAAAAUUUUCCCACCGACAUGCCGACGGAAUCCUUCCAUGCUGCCUACGCUGCGGCGGCUCAGUCCGCCAUCGGCGUGUCCCCCUCGGGGAACCUGCUCCGGAUGUUCCGGGAGUACCACAGCAACGCUGUCAUCAUUGAACACUACAACUUCACAGGCAAGCUGAAGGAGAACAAGUACAAGGAGGGAAUCAAACCGGAGGCCAUCGCCUUCCUGCUGGUGUGCCUUCUCAUCGUGGCGGAGAACGCCGUGGUGCUGGUGGCCAUCUGGAAGAACAAGAAGUUCCAUCUUCCCAUGUACUACUUGUUGGGCAACCUGACUCUCUCCGACCUGCUGGCGGGCUUCACCUACAUGGUCAACCUCCUGACGUCCGGCGAGAACACGCUCAGCAUGACCCCCGUGUUGUGGUUCCUGAGGGAAGGGGGCGUGUUCAUCAUGCUGGCGGCGUCCGUCAUCAGCCUGCUGGCCAUCGCCAUCGAGCGCCACGUGACCAUGGUGAGGAUGAAGCCCUACCAGGGCGACAAGCAAGGCCGGAUGUUCGCUCUGAUCGGCGCCAGCUGGGUGCUCGCCGUGCUGCUGGGGGUCUUGCCGGUCCUGGGUUGGAACUGCAUGGGCCGGCUGAACCGCUGCUCCACCGUGCUGCCGCUCUACGCUAAGAGCUACAUCCUCUUCUGCGUCACCGUCUUCAGCGCCGUCCUCAUGUCCAUCGUGGUGCUGUACGUCCGCAUCUUCCGCAUCGUCAAGUCCAACACCCAGCGUCUGGGCUCGGGUCCGCAGAGGAAAGGAUUGUACCGGAAGUCGCAGAAGUACAUGGCCCUGCUGAAGACGGUCACCAUCGUCCUGGGGGUCUUCAUCGCCUGCUGGCUGCCCCUCUUCGUCCUCCUGUUGCUCGACUUCUUCUGUCCGACCAAGAGCUGCCAAGUGCUCUUCAAGGCGGACUACUUCCUGGGCAUCGCCAUGUUCAACUCCCUUCUCAACCCCAUCAUCUACACCUUGACCAGCAAGGACAUGAGGCGAGCCAUCAUCAGGCUGCUCUGCAGUCGAUGCCUGCUGACCAAAGACGGACAAGUGAAGAAGAUGGGGAUCAACUUCCUGGAGUGCAGCACCAGCAAGACUGACGCCGCCUCUCACAGACUGGAGGGACUGGAGACCACGGUGUCUUCCGGGAACUUUACACCUUCUACCAUAAAAGCCAUUUUCCCCAAAAUGUCAAAGACUUGAUAGCAGAAAAGUAUGAGGUGACCGCUGAUAGACCGGACGUCCAGAAACUGAAACCACGCAUGAUUCAAGCGCGGCAGCGACAAGAGUAUGACUUCAAGACUUCAGGUGAAGCAAGAAGAAUACUUUCUGAGAUUCAUCUUUGGAGAUGAUUGAGUGUCUUAUAAAAAAAAAAAUAGCAUUAAAAGGCGCCGUUGGAACGGUAAGCCCUGAUACGUUUCCAAGGUGGUGAUACUUUUUGUUGAAAAAUGACCGAAUUGUAUGAAAAACGAACUUUUGCCAUAGAAAAAUAAUGUCAAUCCAAUGAAUCCGUCCAAAAAUAUUUAUCUUCAAUCUUACGUUUGGCCAUGCACUCUCGUUUUGAGGGACAUUUUUGUAUCCUUCAGCUAAAAAAAAAGACAAUGGAAUUUUACUUUUGAAGUGGGUUACUUGAAUGCACUACAAUUAUCUGCUCAAAACUUGCAAGUUUUGCCAAAAAAAAAGUCCCGUCUGGGUUUAUUUUGAAGUGAAAUUUGCCAGCGAGGCAGAGUCUCCUCACUCAUCUUUGCACUGACCCGAUCACUGAGCGUGUAACGAGCCACGCCCCAUUCCAGGUAACCAUCUACGGUUGUGGUAAUGGGGCGUCACGCUCCAAAAAACUUGCCUGACUAAUCAAUCAAUUCCUUUAUUGUCAUUGUCAUAAUAACACUUAAGUCAUACAUGAACAACGAGAUUUUGUUUGAGCUUUGUCCAGCGGCAUAGAAACUGCAUUGAUGUGCAGGUUGACUAUAGUUUACAUUUUAGCAUUGUUAGGAAGGUUGCGAUAAGAGGGACGUGGGGAUGGGAACAAUCAGAUGUCUGAUGUUGCAGCAACGCAAUGUCCAGAGCACAAUUAUUGAGGUGGUGAAGAGUGAGGUAAUAAGAUGGUCCAGGGCAGCAAAGGGGCAGGCUGUUCAUUUAGCCGUCUCACAGCCUGGGGAUACAGACUGUGAGACAUUCUGGUGGUCCUGGCGCGAAUCGAUCUAUACCUCCUUCCAGAGGGUAGCAGGUUGAAGAGGCCAUGUGCUGGGUGGUAUCUGUCCUUCAGGAUGUUGUGUACUCGCUUUAGGCAGCGAGUUGUGUACAUGGCACUCAUCUCUGGGAGUAUCGUCCUUGUAAUUUUCCCCGCCGUUUUAACCACUCACUGGAGGGCCUGUUAGUUCGCUUUAGUGCAGCUAGCAAACCACACUAAAAAUCCGUAAGUGAGGACACUGCUGAUGGCACAGUUGUAAAAGUUGAACCAUUGAUUUCUGCGGAAUGUUUGCGCAUUUUAGUUUCCUCAAAAAAAAAAAAGACGUUGUUGGGCCUUUCCGACUGUAGAAGCAGUGUUAAUGUCCCAGCAUAGAUCUUCUGUUAUGUUCACGCAGUGAACAUAAUCCACGCAGUUACAUGAAUUAUUGCCAUUUUUUUAUGAUUACCGUAUUUUUUGGAGUAUAAGUCGCACCGGAGUAUAAGUCGGACCACCCGAAAAUGCAUAAUAAAGAAGGAAAAAAACAUAUAUAAGUCGCACUGGAGUAUAAGUCGCAUUUUUGGGGGAAAUUUAUUUGAUAAAACCCAACACCAAGGAUAGACAUUUGAAAGGCAAUUUAAAAUAAAUAAAGAAUAGUGAACAACAGCCUGAAUAAGUGUACGUUAUAUGAGGCAUAAAUAACCAACUGAGAACGUGCCUGGUAUGUUAACGUAACAUAUUAUGGUAAGAGUCAUUCAAAUAACUAUAACAUAUAGAACAUGCUAUACGUUUACCAAACAAUCUGUCACUCCUAAUCGCUAAAUCCCAUGAAAUCUUAUACGUCUAGUCUCUUACGUGAAUGAGCUAAAUAAUAUUGUUUGAUAUUUUACGGUAUUGUGUUAAUAAUUUCACACAUAAGUCGCUCCUGAGUAUAAGUCGCACCCCCCGGCCAAACUAUGAAAAAAACUGCGACUUAUAGUCCGAAAAAUACGGUAAUCACAAUUCAUUUGACAGUUCUACUCAAUUCACAGCAAUACGUAAAAUAUUGAAGGAUAACAUUAAUGAUGACUAAAAUGUUGGUAAUAGUAAAAUAUGGUUAUAGUUAAAAAGUCUAUUAAUAUUACUAAUAAUGGCUCUAAAUGCCUUAACUACAAGUAUAGUAUACCUCCUUUAACUCUCUGAAGACAAUUGAUGUGUAUUACCUUCAAAACCAAACAGGACAUGAAAAUCCUUAAGUCUUUAAAACAUUUUGUACCUUUUUUUUGCUGAAAUUUGUCCAAAAAAAAUUUUUUUUUAACCAUUUUUAAAUAACUUUUCAGGUUUAAAUGAGUAAAAUAAGUCAUGCUCUGCAAAUGUAUAAAUGUAUAUGUAAUGUAUAAAUCCAUGAUGCCUUUAAAAAAAAAAGUGUAAUAAGAAAAAAUACAUUACAUGAUUGGUAUUUUUGUUUAGGGCUAAAGUUGAUUUGAGAGGGAAAAAAGGAAACCUAAAAAAUGUUUAUGCCCUUUGAAAAUUUAAAUACAUGUAUGUCCUGUCUGGUUUUAGGGUAUUGUUGAAUAACGAACAGGGUAUUGUACACUUGUAAAAAACCUGUAGAAUAAAGUAACAUAACAAAAAUUACAGACAAAAUACAGCAAAAAUGUACUGAAAAGUCAGCCUUUGUACCCUGAGGGUUAAAAUGCUACUACUAAUACUGAUAACAACAACAACAGGUAUUGUGUAUGCGCUAAACACAUUUUUAAUGCAGCAGCUACCCUCACGAUCAAAAUUUUUUGGUAGUAUAAAAAGGUAUACUUCUGGGCUCUUGGAUUCCAAAAUAGUACUUUUGAGAGAACAUUCUCUACUGGUUUGGAAAUGCCUCAUUCCUCUAUUUUUGAGAGUGUGCGAUAAACGAGAGACCAGGGCAAGAUUUUAAAUCGGCGUACGAAAACCGAGGUACCGCUGUCGUGUGAUAUCAUGACUGGGUGCAGGAAACAAACAAGGCAUGACGUAUAGAACGGUGGUUUUUAAACCUUAAUCACCAAGUACCACCUCAGACAACACUUGGCUCUCCAAGUACCACCAUAAUGAUCCACAUUACAAUACAGUAGCGUAGUGGGCCCAAGUAUGCAUUAAAAAAGGCCAGUUUUUAACAGUAACACUGUUUGAAUAAAGGAAAAUAAAAAAAAUUGGCGUUUCAUUGGAUGGAGCCUGCAUACAACUAGUGGAGAGAGAGUAUGGCAACUCGGUUUCAAAGUUGGUAGCAAACAUGGCGCCCAAUCAGAGAAAGUAUUGCCAAAUGAUUGGUCAAAAGCCCCUCUUGCUUUAUACACGGCUUUUGUCCCUAGUCUGGACAAAAAAGCCCAAUCACAAUCAUAGUUCAACCAAGUAACAGACUAUUGUGUAUAUCGGUUGUAAAGUGAAAGUACUUAUUUUUAUAUCGUUCACAAUUUCGGACAAUAUAAUCGUGCGCUGCUGGAUGAAAACUUCCCUUCGGUCCCCACAAGGCCCGUUGUUAGUCGCCCCUCUGGAGAAACGCCAGCUCGUUUCACCGCCGUUUACUUUUUGUACACAAUCCAAAAUGUAAGAAA